Leptosomus discolor (cuckoo roller) is the source of this 2258-nucleotide messenger RNA. The record is from RefSeq and is a predicted model, not a curated record. Lineage: Eukaryota; Metazoa; Chordata; Aves; Leptosomiformes; Leptosomidae.
GAAAUGACAAUGAGACGCACAAGCAAGCGGAACAAGUUACGCUGUUGUCGCAAAUAUAUACUGCUGUUGUAGAGGCUGUGCUUGCUGGCAUUGAGUGCUAUGCUAAAACUUCCACUGAAUCCAAGGCAAAGGAGGCAGCAGAGCAGACGCUCAUGUCUGUGUUAGAUACCCUUCACUCAACACAACUUAAAACUGCAUUACGCUCCAAAAUCGCUUUUCAAAUUCAGGCUGUGAAUAAUCAUGGAAGAAUUACUCCACUAGAUAAUGAGGAUAGCCUGAGUUUGAUUAAAACGGCCUCUAUGAUGGUAUUUGACAUUCCAGACUUGCUCACGGGAAGAGGAUGCUUGGGAUCUGUUGUCUUUUCAGAGUCCUUUCUAACAUCACAGAUACAAGUGAAAGAAAAAGAUGGCAGCAUUAAUUCAGAAACCAGCCACAUAAUACUGACUGCGGCUAUCCCAAGAUACGCUUCUUGGCUGGUUGAAGAUAGUGAUGUGAAACUGUCUGAAAAGGCACAGCACCUAUUGAAGGAGGACAAAUCUUUUCUGGGCACUUUACUCACUGGAGGCGACGGAGCGUAUAUUUAUUCUAGCAAUCCCCAGGCCAUGCCUGCAGAAGGCAAGUUGUACUUCUUCUCAGAUGGCAUUCUCUUUUCUGAUCCCCACCAUGGCAGCAUUUCCAUUUCAAAGAACCAUAUGAGUUCCAUUUCUCUCUAUGAUGGCGAUUCAACCAGUAUUGUUGCUGCUCUCUUCAUAGACAUCAAAAGUUCCUUGCUUGCCCAUCUACCAAUUGAAUUCCAUACCCGAGACAACUUCUUGAUGAUUGCACUUUUCCCCAAAACAAAGAUUUAUAAAGCUUUUUAUUCGCAGGUUUUCUCUUCAUGGAAAAAACAGACAAACUCAGGAUUAUCUUUAAGGGUUGUCCAGGAAGAGUUCCUGUCUGUGGAACAAAAGAGACUGCAUUCCAGUGUUCAGAAGCUAUUUAAUGCCCUGUCUUUUCCUUCUGGGGAAAGAUGCAGAGAGCUGAAAAUAUCUGCUGCCCUUCCAGAAUUAGAGAGGUUUGUGCAGCAUUUUACAGUCAGCAGCGUCAGUCAUGAGCCAAUAAUGAGAGCACAUCUUCCUGUUUUAUUGCAACAGUCAGAAGUCAUUCCUGAUUGCAAAGCAGAAAGUGAUAAGGUGGUUAUCACCGUGAUAACUGGUCUGCCGGGAUGUCGUUGCAGCGAUCUCUGCGCUUUCCUGGUGACUUUUAACAAGGAGCACGGCAGGUGGAUAGUUUAUCGACAAACUAUGGAUAGUCCUGAAUGUUUCAGUGCAACCCACUUCCAGCGUUACCUCUCCAGUGUCCUGGAGGCUCAGCAAAACCACGGCGUCCGUCAGUCCGCUUAUGCUAAAAAGAAGAAGCGUCUCUUAGUGGUCCUGCAAGGAUAUACUGACGUUAUUGAUGUGGUACAGGCUCUGCAAACCCAUCCUGACCCAGACGUGAGGUCAACUUUCAUCAUUGGGGCAGUUAAUACUUGUGUAGAGCCGCUGAGCUGCUAUAUGGAACACAGGCUUCUUUUCCCCAAGUUCUUGGACCAGUGCUCACAAGGACUAGUGAGUAACGUGGUUUUCACAAGUCAUGCGACAGAGCAGAGGCAUCCGCUCCUUAUGCACCUGCAGGGCCUCAUCCGAGCGGCCAACCCUGCUGUGGCGUUCAUCCUGGCGGAGCACGGAGUCGUGACGAGGAAUGAGGACAUUGAGUUAAUUCUCUCAGAAAGCAGUUUUUCAAAUCCUCAGAUGAUGAGAGCUCGGUAUUUAAUGUAUCCUGGCUGGUACGAAGGCAAAUACGGAGCUGGGUCUGUCUUCCCUCCGAUGGUUCAGAUCUGCGUGUGGUUCAGUCGUCCUCUAGAAAAAACACGAUUUGUGACCAAAUGUAAAGCGAUUAAGUCAUUGCUCAAGCCAAGUCCUUUUUCUGGAAACAUUUAUCACAUCAUGGGCAAAGUUAAGUUUUCAGAUUCUGAUAAAGUGAUUGAAGUCUGUCACAACACCUCAUCUAAUUCACUAAGCCUUGUGCCUGUUCAGGAGGGGCCAACUCCUCCCGAUUCAAGGAGCGAUAACAGGGAUUGCAGCAGUCAACAGGAGUGCUUCCUUGUGUUCAUUGGCUGCUCUCUUAAGGAAGAGGAUAUAAAAGACUGGCUCAGAGAAACUGCAAAACAGAAACCUCAGAGGAAAGCCCUGAAAACCAGAGGAAUGCUAACCCUUCAGGAAAUAAAAAACAUUCAU